AUGUCAUCCCCGGCCUCUGCUUCAUCUUCGGUGGGAGAGGCUUCCGCCUCUUCGGCCUCGUCCUCAGCUCGGCGGGCCUCAGCCACUCAAGUUCCCUGGGUUGAGAAAUAUCGCCCGCGUCGCGUAGAGGACAUGGCGCACCAGGAGGAGCCCAAGAAAAUGCUGAGGCGUAUCUUGGAGACCGGCAACAUGCCGCAUCUUCUUUUCUACGGCCCGCCAGGCACGGGGAAGACCUCCGCAGCGUUGGCGCUCGUGCGGGAGUUGUUUGGGCGCGAGGAGGCGAAGAAUCGCCUGCUGGAACUUAACGCCUCAGACGACAGAGGCAUCAAGGUCGUCCGCGAGAAGAUCAAACAGUACACAAAAACAAACAUCUCCAAGGGGAAGGUCAACCCGGAAACGGGCAGGGAGAUGCCCCCCUGGAAAGUCGUCAUUCUUGACGAAGCAGACAUGAUGACUCAAGACGCUCAGUCCGCGCUCAGACGCAUCAUGGAGGCCUUCUCGCGGACGACGCGGUUCAUCAUCAUUUGCAACUACGUUCACAAAAUUAUCGACCCUAUUUUCUCGCGUUGCUCCCCACACCGUUUCGAGCCUGUCGCCCGGCCAGCUCAAGAAGUCCGUGUGAGGCACAUUUGCGAAAGCGAAGGCAUUCGCGUGACGCCCCAAGCGGUCGAUGCGCUGCUGCGGAUUUCGCAAGGCGACCUCAGGCGCGCGGUGACUCUUCUUCAGUCAGCGGCAAGCAUCUACGACGAAGAGCUGAGCGAAGAGGCCAUUCUCGAAGUCGCGGGGCAACCUCCCGCGCGCGUCAUCACAGACCUCCUUCGGGCCUGUGCGGUCUCUCCUGACGAGGCGAGCGCAGAGGUCGAGAACGUUAUCAGUCAGGGCUGGGACGUCUGUCUCAUUCUGCAGGAGAUGAUUCGCCAAGUCGUUCUGUCCCCGCAGCUCAAGGACCUGCAGAAGGCCCGCGUGGUGAACGACAUUGCCCAGAAGGAAUUCGCAGUUUUCCAGGGCGCGAGUCCGUACUUGCAGCUGCUGUCGCUCUCUCUGAGGAUACACGACUGCCUCGCGGCGGCGUGA
Messenger RNA from Besnoitia besnoiti, 1074 nucleotides. RefSeq names its product putative replication factor C subunit 2. The transcript is spliced from 13 exons. Gene Ontology annotation, molecular function: ATP binding; DNA clamp loader activity; ATP hydrolysis activity. The record is from RefSeq and is a predicted model, not a curated record. The coding region runs from base 1 to 1074 and encodes 357 amino acids. Gene Ontology annotation, cellular component: DNA replication factor C complex; nucleus. Gene Ontology annotation, biological process: DNA-templated DNA replication; DNA repair. Lineage: Eukaryota; Apicomplexa; Conoidasida; Eucoccidiorida; Sarcocystidae.